AGGAAAGGAAAAGGGAAAAAAAGAAAGGAAAAGAGAGGAGAGGAAAGGAAAGACAAAAAGAGAAAAGAGAAAAUAUUCCAUAUGAGAACAGAAUAAAAAAGAAUAAGUAAAGACAAAAAAAAAUAGGGGAAUAGAACUAAAUCGAGGAAGGAAGAAGGGAAGAGAGACCCAAAGAGGAAAAUAGAGAAGACAACAGGGAAGAGGAAAAGAACAUAAAUGUAUUAGAAUAUAGAGAAGGGAGAAAAGAAGAAUAAAAACAGGGCAAAGAAAAGGAGAAUAGGAGAAACAAACAGGCUAACAAAGAAAAGGGGAGUAAAAGGGAAGAGCAGAGAGGAGGUGAGAGACAGCAGAGGGAAGACUUUGGGAGACCAAGUUGAGGCAGAGUCACGGGAGCCACAUGUUCUCGCUGGUCAGUGGUCUGGCCCUACUGGCCACCUCCCUCCUGCUCCUGAGAAUGCUCAGUUUCUACCUGGCCCGAAACCAGUUCCCUCCUGGUCCGUGCCCCCUCCCCAUCCUUGGAAAUCUGCUGCAGUUGAAUUUCCAGCUUCAUCCUGAGAAGCUCAGUCAGCUGGCCAGGAAACAUGGGAGCAUCUUCACUGUGUGGUUGGGGUCAACGCCAGUAGUUGUACUGAAUGGUUUCCAGGCUGUGAAGGAUGCCUUAAUCACUCAUUCAGAGGACUUUGCUGACCGCCCAAUUACCCCCCUCUUCGAGGACCUGUUUGGAGACAAAGGGAUCAUCUCCACCAGUGGUCACACCUGGUUACAGCAGAGACGCUUUGGUCUGACCACCCUACGCAGCCUGGGGAUGGGCAAGAAAGCCCUGGAGCAGCGACUGCAGGAGGAGGCACAGUACCUGGUGGAGAUCUUUCGCAGAGAAAAUGGCAAAUCCUUCGACCCCCAUGUUCCUAUUGUCUGGGUAGCAGCCAAUGUGAUCUGUGCUCUAGUGUUUGGCCAUCGCUUCUCCCACGGGGAUCCCUUCUUCCAAGAAAUGAUGAAAGCAAUUGACUUUGGGCUGGCUUUUGUCACUACCAUCUGGCGCCGGUUGUAUGAUGUCUUUCCAUGGCUACUGCGCCAACUCCCUGGACCUCACCACAAGAUCUUUCAGUAUCAGGAGAUCGUGAAGAAUCUCAUCUUCCAAGAGAUCCAGAGCCACAAACAAAGGGGGCCCAAAGACUCAGAGGACUUUAUCAGCUGCUAUUUGGCUCAGAUUACUAAGAAAAAGGAUGACCCUUUGUCCACAUUCAAUGAAGAGAAUUUGGUCCAAGUAAUCAUUGAUCUCUUCCUAGGAGGCACUGAAACUACAGCCACUACCCUGCGCUGGGCACUACUCUAUAUGAUCCAUCAUAGAGAUGUUCAAGAAAAGGUUCAGGAGGAGUUGGACACAGUCCUGGGUCCAUCCCAGGUGAUCAGCUUUGACGACCGCAAGCGCUUGCCUUACACCAACGCCGUCCUCCACGAAGUACAACGCUUUUGUAGUGUCAUCUCCGUGGGCGCUGUGCGCAAGUGUGUGACGGCCACCACUGUGCAGGGAUUUUUCAUCCACAAGGGCACAAUCAUCUUACCGAACCUGGCCUCGGUAUUGUUUGACCCCGAGCACUGGGAGACCCCCUGGCAGUUCAAUCCUGAGCACUUCUUGGACCGAAAAGGAAACUUUGUGAUCCAUGAGGCUUUCUUGCCCUUCUCUGCAGGUCAUCGAGUGUGCUUGGGCGAGCUGCUGGCCAAGGCGGAACUCUUCCUGGUGUUUGCCAACCUGCUCCGGGAGUUUCGGCUGCAGUGUCCUGAAGGAGCCUCUGGGAAUGAGCGAGAUUACGUUUUCUGGGGCACUUUGCAACCCCAGCCCUACAAGCUCUGUGCCAGCCCUCGUCGAGGCGGGUCUCGCGGAUGUGGCAGGGAAGACAGGCUUUAAGCUCCUGAGCUUCCCCUGGAUCUCCUCCACUGUUUUCUGUUUCUUCUCAUGGCUCACUAAACUUCUGUAGCGUUAGGAUGGGAGAAAUGUGGGGGGGAAGACACAGAGCCAGUGCUUUUCGGUCUCAGGAAGGCCUGAGAGCCGCUAACUGUAGCAUCCCAGGAGGGUACGGUGGCUGGCUGGUACUUAGAGACUUCAUAUUUACCACUACGGACAUGCUGGGCUUCAUGAGCAAGGGGCUGGCCGUGCUAGAAAUCCAGGACCUUUUCCUUGGCUUUGUUCAGGGACUGCAGGAGAUUCAGAGAGAGGCAAAAGCCGGGCUUCAGCCUUUGCUUCACCAACAACAGCCCGGCAUCCCUUCCAGAAAUCCCAAACAAUUCAAAGGCACAACAGCCAGGAUGUUCUAUGGGCUUCCACUCGGACUUUUCAUUUCAAAUGAAAUUUCAAUUCGGCCUGAAGUUGGGAAAGCUGCCAGUUCCCUUUUCUGCUUCUGACAGGGAAAGAAUCCGGUGGGAUAAUAGAGCGAACCCCAUGGAAAGCGACGGGAGAAGGGCUGGCCUGGGGGGCGGCUUCAUCUGUCCCGAGCUCGGGACCAGGGGUCUGCUGUUCUUAAUGUCUUGGCAGCCCGGGGGCCCCCACCACAGAGACUCUAGCUCCCCAGAUACAGCAAACACAGCCAUUUUCGGUGCUGGGACCGUCUGCAAACUCCAGCUGGGAGUCCCAGCGCCCGGCUCUGAGGUUUCCCGGCCGUCACUCGUCCACUCCACAGCCGAGGAAUUUCUAGAAUUCCAAGGGCCCCCCUCUCCUGCCCGUUUUCCUUCCCGCUCCCCAUCCCCGACAGAGGAGGAAGCCCGAAGCUGCCUUUUGGGGCCAGAAGGUUGAUGGGCUUCUCUUCCCUCCUCAGUUCCUCCGGCUGCUUUUGAGCUUGAGCCCCAAGUGUGUUCAUUUUCCUCCCCUUUUAAGCCCAGCGCUUUCAGGGGCGGGUUUCCACGGUAGGAUCGGAACCCAGACCCGGCCCCGGACUCAGAACUCUGCCUUUCCCCGCGCUGCCUGCUUCAGUAAGGACGCACAAAGCAGCCGGCGCAGGGUUCUUGGCCCGCCCUGCGCAGCGUCCUGGGCCGGUCUCCCUCCCUGGACCGCCCAGCUCAGCCUCGCACCCCCGGUCCCAUCUUCAUUCCCUGGGGAAGCACUGGUAGAACCGGAAUAGUAGGGACGCAGGUUCCAAUCCUACCGUCGGGCUUCGGGACUUCAGUCUUAAAUUCUGAAUUUAAAUAAAAUAAUUAGCAGUUCCGUACACGGUAAAGUGGGGUUUUUCAUGCCCCUGCUUCCCAGCUCCCCAGGCUCUUGGUUCAUGAACUGCAUUUUCCUUAAAACUUUUGUUUACAAAUCACUGACAAUUUCCCCUAGAUCCCUCUUGCUGUCCUGGAAUAUAUAGAUUCUCUACGUACUGUAUAACUAAGGAUCCUGUUAAAAACCAGAAAUCGGAACGCGGGGGAAGCGAUCAGAAAAGCAACAAAAGAGUCUGGAAACAGACUAAGGAACGUUCGCUCUCCGGGAGACGCUUCCUUACCACGGAGGGGAGGGGAGACUUUACAAGUCUUCUCCGGGGUCACGCUCUUUGUGAAUCUGUUCUGUUCGCUUUUCACAGAAUAUAUAAUAAAUUCUGCCCGUUAUUUUCAAAA
This is a messenger RNA of Antechinus flavipes (yellow-footed antechinus), 3588 nucleotides long. RefSeq names its product cytochrome P450 2J2-like. Gene Ontology annotation, cellular component: intracellular membrane-bounded organelle; cytoplasm. The transcript has 9 exons. The coding region runs from base 398 to 1906 and encodes 502 amino acids. Lineage: Eukaryota; Metazoa; Chordata; Mammalia; Dasyuromorphia; Dasyuridae. Gene Ontology annotation, biological process: arachidonate metabolic process; xenobiotic metabolic process. The record is from RefSeq and is a predicted model, not a curated record. Gene Ontology annotation, molecular function: iron ion binding; oxidoreductase activity, acting on paired donors, with incorporation or reduction of molecular oxygen, reduced flavin or flavoprotein as one donor, and incorporation of one atom of oxygen; heme binding.